Molecule: messenger RNA, 936 nt
Organism: Neomonachus schauinslandi (Hawaiian monk seal)
Lineage: Eukaryota; Metazoa; Chordata; Mammalia; Carnivora; Phocidae
Product: olfactory receptor 2H1
Exons: 1
Coding region: 1-936 (311 amino acids)
Biological process (GO): G protein-coupled receptor signaling pathway
Cellular component (GO): membrane
Molecular function (GO): G protein-coupled receptor activity; olfactory receptor activity
Source: RefSeq, a predicted model, not a curated record
AUGGCCAACCAGAGCUCCCCUGGGGGCUUCCUCCUUCUGGGCUUCUCUGAACACCCAGGACUAGAAAGAAUCCUCUUUGUGGUUGUCCUCACUUCCUACCUUCUGACUCUGGUGGGCAACACCCUCAUCAUUCUGCUGUCCGUGCAGGACCCCAGGCUUCACUCCCCGAUGUACUUUUUCCUCUCUAACCUGUUCUUCUUGGACCUCUGCUUCACCACAAGUUCCAUCCCCCAGAUGCUGGUCAACCUCUGGGGCCCAAAGACCAUCAGCUUCCUUGGCUGCUCUGUUCAGCUCUUCAUCUUUCUGUUCCUGGGGACCACUGAGUGCAUCCUCCUGACAGUGAUGGCCUUCAACCACUAUGUGGCCAUCUGCCAGUCUCUCCACUAUACCACCAUCAUCCACCCGCGCCUGUGCUGGCAGCUGGCAUCCAGGGCCUGGGUCAUCAGUCUGCUAGAGUCAGUAGUCGGGACACCACCAACUCUCCGCCUGCCCUUCUGUCCCCACCGGCAGGUGGAUGAUUUUGUGUGUGAAGUCCUAGCUCUAAUCAGACUGUCCUGUGGGAACACCACCUACAAUGAGAUCCAGAUGGCUGUUGCCAGCAUCCUCAUCUUGGUUUUGCCCCUCAGCCUCAUCCUUGUCUCUUACUGUGCCAUUGCCCGGGUAGUGCUGAGGAUUAACUCUACAAAAGGGUGGAAAAAGACAUUUGGGACCUGCUCCUCCCAUCUUGCCAUGGUCACCCUCUUGUACAGCUCAGUCAUUGCUAUCUACCUCCAGUCCCAAAAUUCCUAUGCUCGCAAAAGGGGCAAGUUCUUUGGUCUAUUCUAUGCUGUGGGCACUCCAGCACUUAACUCUCUCAUUUACACCCUGAGGAACAAGGAGGUAAAGGGGGCCUUCAUGAGGUUGCUGGGGAAGGACAGGGACACAAGGGGGAGCUGA